CUAAAAGGUAAAUACUUGAAGAAUCACUCAAAAAAUCUAUGAAAUUAAAUGAGUAUUUUGAUUUUCUUUUCAUAAUGGAAAAAAUCGCAACUGGUUAUCAAAUAAAGCUUUACUAAUUUGUGCAUUUAUGACAUGCCUUGGUAUGACUUUCCUGAUUUUGGCUUGCGCCGUGCCUCAACCAAAAAUAUUCUAUCCCUUCUUUGUCCUACUAUUUUACAUUUUAUCCGUCUUACCGAUGCUGCUGGCCAAACGGCUUAGUCCAGGCUCCGAGACAAAUCCAAGAACAGAGUUUGCCCUAUUUUUAACAGCCGGCAUGGUAUUAAGUGCUUUUGCUUUGCCCAUAGUAUUGGCUCACAGUGGAGUGAUUACUUGGCUGGCAUGUACAUUUACACUAAUCAGUAAUAUUAUCAAUUAUUUGACUAUCUUUGGAUAUGCCAUGAAAGAGAAUGAAUUGGAUGCUCCGUAUGGUGGCAUGUUCUAAAUCUAGCAAGUGGUGGUGCGCAUAUGCUAUUGUGAUUAGUUCAUGUUGCUAGGAGUUGGAGCCGUCGCAUCAUGUUGUAAUUCAGUAGUAAAUUUAUACAAAAUUAUAUAUAUAUACAAUACAUCAUCUAGUAGCAACGAGUAGUUCUCAAAAAAAAAAUUGGUUCAUUAUAAAGUUGAAUGCGAAUUAUGAAGAUUUUAUAAAAAUAAAUAGGCAUCUGAAACGAAAACAAAACACACUCAAUCUAAAACACAUAAAUUCUUAAUCUCAUAGGUGUAAAAAAAAAUACAAAACUAACAAUAAAACAAGUUAUAAUAUAAAAAAA
Molecule: messenger RNA, 806 nt
Organism: Calliphora vicina (urban bluebottle blowfly)
Lineage: Eukaryota; Metazoa; Arthropoda; Insecta; Diptera; Calliphoridae
Product: leptin receptor gene-related protein
Exons: 3
Coding region: 128-481 (117 amino acids)
Biological process (GO): late endosome to vacuole transport via multivesicular body sorting pathway
Cellular component (GO): endosome
Source: RefSeq, a predicted model, not a curated record